CCACAGCCCCGCGUUUUACAGUAUGAUAGAAACGUGUGGUUUUUUUCUGUAGAUAGUUUACAAUAUCAGAGUGAGAGCAAUUUCAUGGAAAUCGUAUGAUCCGUUUUUCAUAUCUUCUUCCAAUAACAAACUCUAAAGAUACAUAGUCAUCUAAUUCAUAUUCAUUUGAAUGAUUAUCAACAACAAUGAGAAGCAAAACAAUAAAUAGUUAAUAGUCAUGAAACCAAUUUCAAAUGUUUCAUGAUAUUUUCUAAUCAUAAUUAAAACAAAACAAAACAAAAUAAAAUUAAAUUACAUAUUCAAUGGAUCUUGAAUCUUUAAAUAUUCUACAUGAAAUAUGUUUUCUUAAUGGUAUACAAUAUGAACAUUUAAAUCAUGAUGAACAUUUUUUAAAUCAAAAAUUAUUUUUAUUUUUUAAUAAUUUUAAAAAAUGUAUAUCAUUACAAAAUUUUUCAUUUCUUACUGAAUUAUAUAUCAUAUCACAAAAUAUUACUAAAAUAACUAAAUUAGAAACAUGUCCAAAUUUAAAAAAAUUAUGGUUAUGUGAAUGUUUUAUUGAAAAAAUUGAAAAUUUAAAUUCAUGUAAACAAUUAAUUGAAUUAUAUUUAUAUGAUAAUAAUAUUAAAAAAAUUGAAAAUUUAACAAAUAAUCAACAACUUGAAUAUUUAUGGUUAAAUAAUAAUCAAAUUUAUAUGAUUGAAGGUUUAAAUCAUUUAAAAUUAUUAAAACAAUUAAAUUUAUCUGGUAAUUUAAUUAUAAAUUUAAAUGAAAAUUUAUUAUUUAAUCAACAAUUAAUAGAAAUUUCAUUAUCUGGUAAUCAAUUAUGGAAUAUUAAUGAUUUAUUAUUAUUAAAUAAAUUACCUUAUUUAACUAAAAUAAAUAUUAAUGAAUCAGAAUAUAACAAAAAUCCAUUAUGUUAUAAUGUGAAUUUACCAAUGAUAUUAAUUAAUCAAUUACCUCAAUUAUCUUAUAUUGAUCAUAUUUAUAUUGAUUAUAUUGAUUUAAAAGAUACCAUUAAAACAAUGAUACAACAUAAGAAAUAUUAUUAUAUGAUGAAAUAUGAACAUGAUCAAUCAAUUAUUGAAAAAAAAUUAAAUUCAUUAAAAUUAUUAUUUAAUCAAUUACAGAAUAAAAUUUAUAUCCAUAUUCAAUAUAUAGAUAAAGCAAUAAGAUUAUUACAGAAUGCAAUAAAGAAACAAGAAAACAUCAAUACUAUGUGUGAUCAUUCCAUUUUAAUCAAUCGAAUUGAUCAAUUAAAUCAAAAAAUCAAUUAUUGGGAAAAUAUUCAUGAUAAAUAUCAAUGCAAAUAUAAUCUAUUAUGUAAUAGAUUAAAAGAACAUAUACAUUUUCGUCAACAUAUUUAUGAUUUAGAAUUACAAAUGUUUGGUUAUAUAGAAAUAAAAGAGAUCAAUAAUAAUGAUCAUUUAUUUAUUGAUUGUAAUGAAUUUCUUAAUUCUAGAUUUUGUUAUCAUCAUAUGAAUGGAUCAAUAAUCAAUGGAAUUAAAAUUUUACAUUUAUAUAAAAUCAAUAAUAGAAUAUUUAAUGAAAAUGAUAAUAAUAAUAAGAGUUCUACGAAGAAUUUGAACUCAUCAAUCAAUAAUCAAUCGAUUAAAUAUUCAACAUUUUCUGAUUAUUUAUUUAUUGUAUGUCCUGAAAAAAUCGAUGAAUUAAAAUUAUACAUGAAUAUUAUUCGUAAUGGUUUACAAAUCAAUAAUCAAUAUAAAUUGACAAAUAAUUUAAAUAUAGCAGAUAAAAAAAAUUUCCAAGUUAUAAAUCAAUAUUAUUCUGAAGGUAAUUUCAAUCCUUAUGAUCAUGUCACACGUUUACUAUUAAUGAAAGUAUCUAAGUUAACUCAUCCUAACCUUAGUAACAACAAUAAUAAUAAUAAUAAUGAUAAUCAAGAAGAUCAACUAUCUGUAGAAAAUAUUUUAUUUUAUGAAAAUCAAUCAAAUUGUUCUUGUUUUUCACAAAUUAAAAAACCUGAUCACCUUCAAAAUAAAUUACUUUAUCCAGAAUAUAUUGUAGAAUUAGAAUAUAUAUUAAAAAAUAAUCAAUCUAAUUCUAUAUUUGAUUCAUUCAAUAUAGAAACUAAUUUUGAAUUCACUACUCAUUUUGACAAAUUUGAUGAAGAAAUAAAACAGGAUCAAAAUUUUAUCAAAACAAUCUCUGUAUUCUCAUCAAUGGAUGAUCAUAAUCAUUUAGAUCAUUUAAAUGAAAUUUUAAAUAAUGAUGAUGAAUUAUUACAUAAUUCAAUGAAUUUUUAUUUAGAUCAAACUCAUUUAUUGAUAAUCAAUAGUAAAAUUACAAAAAAAUUACAAUUUUUUAAUUUUUUUAAUCUUACUUAUAUAAGUAUAACUCAUUGUCAAUUAGAUAAUCUAUCAUUUAUUCCAUGUAAUAAUAAUAAUAAUAUUAAUUUAAUGACUUUAAUUAUUAAUCAUAAUCAAUUAAAUUCAUUAGAAUCAUUAGGAUAUAUGCCUAAUCUUAUUGAACUUCAAGUUGAUUAUAAUCAAUUAACAUGUAUUAUUGAGAAUGUAUCUAUUUUAUUAUUAAAUACACCAAAAUUAGAAAAAUUAUCAUGGCGUUAUAAUCCAUGGAUUAAUGAUAAAUUCAUAAAAAUGUAUACACUUUAUAAAUUACCUACAAUUAAAUUCUUUAAUUUUCAAUUAAUUAAUAAUGAUGAUAUUCAAUUAGCUAAUGAAUUAUACAAUUCAUCUAUAAUCACAUCAAAUAUGAUUGAAAAUGUAUAUAAGAAUGAUAUUCAAUGCAAUAAUAAUGAUUUUGAUCAAAAUUUAACGAUAUUCCCUAUUGCUUAUUAUCAUCAUUAUAAUCAAUAUUUCUAUAAUAAUACAAUUCAAUCUAUGAAUAAAUUAAAUCAUUUUCAUUUGAUAACAUCAUUAUGUUUACAAUCAUUAAAUCUAUAUAAAAUUGAAAAUUUAACUCAUUUAACAAAUUUAAAAUAUCUUUCAUUAAAUUAUAAUUUUAUUAAAAAAAUUGAAGGUUUAACUCAUUGUAAUAAUUUAAUUGAAUUAUCAAUAGAAUAUAAUUUAAUUGAAUCGAUCGAUAAUAUUGAUCAUUUAAUAAAACUUCAAUCAUUAUUAUUAAGUAAUAAUAAAAUUAAAAAAAUCAAUAAAUUACAAUUUCAAUCAUUAUUGAAUUUAUCGAAAUUAAAUUUAAAUAAUAAUCAAAUUGAUAAUAUUGAUGGUAUUGAUUAUUGUCAACAAUUAAUUGAAUUAUAUCUUGGUAAUAAUCAAUUAAAACAUUUUAUUAAUAUUUUAUAUUUAAAACAUUUAUUACAUUUAAAUAUUUUAGAAUUAUAUGGGAAUCCAUUAUGUGAUUUAAUCAAUAAUAAUUAUUUUUAUCAAUUAAUUUAUUAUUUAAAAUCAAUUAAAUCAAUUGAUGGUUAUAUCAUUACAAUGAAUGAUUUAAUAAAAUCUAAUGAAUUAUAUGAUGGUCAUUUAUCUUAUGAAUAUUUAUUAAAUUAUUUAAAUCAUGAUCAAUUUAUUAAUAUUGUUGAAUUAAAUUUAUCUAAAUGUAUGUUAUAUAAAAUUGAUUAUAUUGAUCCAAAUCAAUUAAUACAUUUAAAAUGUAUUAAUUUAGAAAGAAAUUAUUUAAAAUCAUUUGGCGGUUUAUUAUUUUUUAAAAAUUUACAAAUUAUAUGUUUAAAUGAUAAUAAUAUAGAAAGUUUAUUUUCAAAUUAUAUUUAUACAUUAGCUAUCAAUGAUCAUCAUAAUCAUAAUCAUAAUCAAAAAAUUAAUCCAAUUGAAUUACAUUUUAUUAAUUUAUAUAAAUCAAAACAACCAAUUUAUCCUUAUUUAAAUGUAUUACAUCUAGCUCAUAAUAAUAUACAUUCAUUAAAAGAAUUACAAUUUCAUCGUAUGUCUAAUUUACAAACAUUAUUUUUACAAAAUAAUGAAUUAAUUACAUUGAAUGGUAUAGAAGGUCUUAAUCAAUUAAAAGAAUUAGUAUUAGAUAAUAAUAAAAUUAAAUUUAUAAAUGAUUUAACAUUUUUAUAUAAUUGGACAUUGAAUGAAAUACAUUUAGAAAAUAAUUUAUUAAAUGAAUUAAAUCAAUUAAGUAAACUAGAAAAUUUAAAACGUUUAUAUGUUGGCGCCAAUAAAUUAACUAAUUUUAAUGAUUUAGAAAAUUUUGCUAAAAAUCAACCAAAUUUAUAUGAAAUUUCAUUAAUUGAUAAUCCAAUUACAACAAGACAAAUUCAUCGUUUAAUAUUAAUUUAUUAUAUACCAAAAUUACAAAUUAUUGAUGGUAUACAAAUUACAAUAGAAGAAAGAGAUAGAAUUUUAGAUUUUUAUAAAGAAAUAGAAUUAUCUAAUAUAAUUAAUUGUGGAAUGAUACAAUCAUCAAAUUGGUAUCAUCAAUUUAUUGAUAAAAUCAAUAAUCCAAUUUGUGAAAUGACACUUCCAGAAAUAAUCAAUAAAAAGUCAUUAAUAAGUAGUAUAACAAUGAAUGAUCAUAUAAAUUUAUCAAAUCAUUCUAAAGAAGAAAAUCAAACAAUAUUUGUAUAUGGUAAACAAAUUCAUCAACAUAUUAAUAUAAAUAAUAAUUGUCCAUUAAAUAAAACAAAAUUAAACAUGAAACAUCAUUCUAUACAAUCAGAUAUGAAUGAGAAAAAUGCAUUAACUAUUAAAAGUAUUUAUAAUCAUUCAAAGAAUUCAUUUAUUGGCAAUUUAAUUCAUUAUCAACAUCAAUAUAUAAAACAAAAGGAUCAAUGCUCAAUGCCAGAUAUUAAUAAACUAUCUAUUAAUUCUAUUACAAGACCACUCAGUCAAACGAAUAAAGUUAAUCAGUUGAAGUCAUUAAAACAUAAUAAAAAUAAUAACAGUCAUAUUAAAACGACUAAAAAUAUUACUAUCCAUGCUGAUAGUAAUAGUAAUCGAAGUGGUAAUAGUAAUAAUAAUUUGAUCAAAUUCAGUGCAAUGUCGACAAAUUUUCAACGUUGAAUAUAUUCUACUGUUUCAAUACAUAACAUCAAGUCACUUUUUUGCGCCUUAUAUGUAUAGUUAAGAAAAACAAAAACAAAAGACCAUCAUUUCAUUUAAUUUUGAUAUUAAUGAUUGAACUAUUUAUUCAUUUUUUUAAUUUUUGUUACUUGACAAUAAACUAAGGUUGAAAAUAAGAGAAUAUAAUCUCUGAUUCAUUUUGUACAGUUUUGUGGAAAAUGUCGAAAACUAUUAUCGAUGCCCAAGUCAUAUGUAUAUAUAUAUAUAUGCUGUAAAUAAAUCAAUGUUAUUGCUCAUUUUCGAC
Schistosoma curassoni is the source of this 5262-nucleotide messenger RNA. Lineage: Eukaryota; Metazoa; Platyhelminthes; Trematoda; Strigeidida; Schistosomatidae. The record is from the annotation of a GenBank genome assembly.